Molecule: messenger RNA, 2553 nt
Organism: Scophthalmus maximus (turbot)
Lineage: Eukaryota; Metazoa; Chordata; Actinopteri; Pleuronectiformes; Scophthalmidae
Gene: noc2l
Product: NOC2-like nucleolar associated transcriptional repressor
Exons: 19
Coding region: 155-2404 (749 amino acids)
Biological process (GO): ribosomal large subunit biogenesis; negative regulation of transcription by RNA polymerase II
Cellular component (GO): Noc2p-Noc3p complex; Noc1p-Noc2p complex; nucleolus
Molecular function (GO): transcription corepressor activity; histone binding
Source: RefSeq, a predicted model, not a curated record
CGUGUUACUGGACAAAAAAAAAGGAAAUGUUCCUUUAUUACGUUUGUAAACACUAACUGCGCGCACUGCCCAUGAACCGUAAAACCAAUUCCUACGUUUUGCACCGGGGCAUUGUGGGUAAUGAGGCUCAGCGGUGUCACGUUUUGAAUCCAGCAUGGCAGCGAAACAGAAAAGAAAAUUAGAAGACCUGAGUGUGGAUGAGUUCCUGCUGUCAGGGUUUGACUCUGCAGGUGAAGAUGAACCAGAAGAAGAGACCCCAAAACAGAACGGACUCAAGAAAAAGAACAAAAAUAAAGAUGUGAACUCUGCAUCUCCCGAGACUGAUGAAAAGAAGGCAGGUAAGGCCUCUGAGCACAAGGAUCAGCUGUCCAGGUUAAAGAAUAAAGACCCCGAGUUCUACAAGUUUCUGCAAGACAACGACCAAACACUGCUGAACUUUGACGACAGCGACAGCUCUGACAAUGAGGAGGAAAAAAAGUACCACAAAUUGCCGUCUGCGCUGGAGGAGGCCAGCUCCGGUGAGGAAGAUGGAGACGACGAGGAAGGUUCGAAGAAAUCCAAGAAAUCAGUGGAGACCAUCAAAGUCACAGACAAAAUGAUUGAAGAGUGGAAAGCUGCGAUGAAGAAGGAACCCACCCCUCGUCUCUUCAGAGAAGUUACGCAGGCCUUUAAGGCAGCUGUAGCUACCACAAAGGGCGAAGGAGGGGGUCAGUGUCGAUACAAGGUGGCUGACAGUUCAGUGUUCAACUCCUUGGUCCUGUUCUGUAUUAGAGAUAUUUACGUGGCCAUGCAGAGGAUGCUCCACCUAAAGCCAGAUAAAGACCAGAAAAAGUUAGUGCUACCAUCGUCUAGUCCAAAGUGGCAAAAGAAUCAUAUUGACAUCAAGAUGUAUGUCAGUGGAGUAGUUCAGCUGUUAUCCUGUCUAACAGAGGCUACAGUCAUCAGCGCUGUCCUGCGUCACGCCAACCAACUCGUGCCUUAUUACCUUUGUCUACCCAAACAGUGUCGCCAUCUGGUCAAGCAACUGCUGAAGCAGUGGAGCACAGGGGAGGAAACAAGCCGAGUUCUCGCCUUCCUGGCGCUCAACAAAAUCUGCAGACACAAGCAGGACACAUAUCUUAACCCCAUUCUCAAGCAAAUGUACAUUUCCUACGUACAAAACUGCAAGUUCACCUCUCCCAAUGCGCUGCCCAUGAUCAAUUUCAUGCAACGAACUCUAACAGAGAUGUACUCACUGGACACACAGGCCACUUACCAGCACACCUUUAUUUACAUCCGACAGCUGGCCAUCCACCUGAGAAACGCCAUGACCAUGAAGAAAAAGGAAACAUAUCAGUCGGUGUAUAACUGGCAGUACAUCCACUGUCUGUACCUCUGGUGUCGCGUGCUCAGCACCUUGCACCCCAGUGAUGUCCUCCAACCUCUCAUCUAUCCACUCUGCCAGGUCAUAAUUGGCACCAUCAAACUGGUGCCCUCAUCAAAAUAUUACCCUCUGAGGAUGCACUGUUGCAGAGCCCUCACCCUGCUGUCGAGCAGCACCAACACAUUUGUGCCUGUGCUGCCUUUCCUGUUGGAGAUCUUCCAACAAGUGGACUUUAACAAGAAGCCCGGGCGAAUGAGCAAGAAACCCAUCAACUUUGCGGUCAUCCUGAAGCUUGGCAAAGUCAACCUGAUGGAGAAAGCCUACAAGGACGGACUGAUUGAACAGCUGUAUGACCUGAUACUGGAAUACUUCCACACUCAAGCCAGCACCAUUGGCUUCCCAGAACUCGCCCUACCCACCAUCAUUCAGCUGAAAGCGUUCCUGAAGGAAUGCAAAGUGGCCAAUUACUGCAAGCCGGUGCGCCAGCUGCUGGAGAAGGUACAGGAGAACAGCAGCCACAUCACAGGACGGAGACAGAAGGCCGCCUUCGGAGUGGCCGACGCUGCCGCUGUGGCGGCCUGGGAGAAGCAGCUCAAGGAGGAGGGGACUCCUCUCAGCAAGUACUACACCCAGUGGAAGAAGCUGAGGGAGAAGGAGAUCCAGCUAGAGAUCUCUGGCAAAGAGAGGAUGGAGGAUCUGGAACUCCCAGAGAUCAAACGUAGGAAGAUUCAGGAGAAGAAAGCAGAGGACAAGAAAGAGUUCAAGGAUCUGUUUGAGUCUGACAGUGAAUCAGAAGACGGUGACGGUAGAGGGUUCAAGAUUAAAGGUAAAAAGGGCAGCCGUGGGUCGGAUGAUGAUGAUCUUGACCUGUCUGAUAUGAGCGAUGAUGAAGGAAUGGAGGGAGGAGACUCAGAUGAUGAUGAUGAUGAGGAUGAAGAGGGAUCCAAGGCUCCUCAGCCACUGUCGUCCUCUGCUCUGAUAAAGCUGGCGGAGGGAGACGAGGAUGUGGUGGAGGACCUGGAGCUGUCUGACGAUGACUGAGAGACCGUCUCAAGUCAGCCAGUGCAUUCUCACAGUAUUUUUGGACUUCUGCUUUUUAUUACUUCACUUGUACAUUACAAAAGUGUUGGUGAUAUAACUUUGUCAAGCAUUGAAAUUCUAUUAAAAAAAUGAUUUCUUUGACCUUCCUA